ACGCAGCAAAUAGAACUCAAUUACUGCGGUUUUAGCGAAUCUGAUUUUGAUUGUAUAUAUGAGUUGUUUUCUCAUGUCGGUCAAGAUUUGAGUGAAGCGCCUUUAAUCAACCGGAAGAAGAAGGCGUCCACGCGCCCUUGCACGGAACCGAGGACGUCGAGUCACAUAGUCCGCGUGCAGGAGACGGUGUUGUUUAUCUGAUAUUAUUUAUAUGUUUUUGCUCUUCACAUGUGUUCAUAAGUCUUCUACGGGAGCUCGUGUUGUUAACGGUUGUACCAGCCGCCGGGUCUUCGUUUCGGUAGGUGAAUCGUUUGAACCAAAAACGUGUUGAACAAAGAGCGGCCUUCUACUCUGGCGCACUUGUACAGGUGCAAGAUGUCAUACUCAUCCCGAAGUUCCUCUCGCGCCUCUGACUGUAAGGUCUAUGUCGGAGAUCUUGGCAACGGUGCAGCCAAAGGUGAACUUGAACGAGCCUUCAGUUACUACGGACCACUGAGGAGUGUAUGGGUCGCCCGAAACCCACCAGGUUUCGCCUUCGUAGAGUAUGAGGACGCCAGAGAUGCAGAGGAUGCCGUAAAGGGGAUGGACGGAAAGGUGCUUUGUGGAGCCCGCAUCAGAGUUGAGCUGUCUACUGGUAUGUCCAGAAAGUCCCGUUUUGGCCGUCCCAACCGCAGGCAGUUUGACCCCAAUGACCGGUGUUACCAGUGCGGAGAGAAUGGCCAUUAUGCCUAUGACUGCUAUCGCUUCAGCAAGAGGCGUAGCCGACGCAGCAGGUCAGCAUCUCGCUCUCGGUCCAGAUCUCGUGGCCGGCGUUACCGCUCUCGUAGCCGUAGCAAUGAGAGGAAGUACCGUUCACCUUCAUACUCAAAACGCAGAAGCAGGUCAGCCUCCCCAGCCCGCUCCAGAACUCCUGUGCGGCGCUCCCGUUCACCUGUACACAGGUCAAAAAGCCCAGUCCGAAGAUCCAGAUCCCGAACACCUGUCCGUAGAGACAGUCGAUCUCGCUCCCGUUCACGCUCUGCUUCUAGACAACGGGAACGUAGUGCAUCCAGAUCUCGCUCUCGUUCAGUCAGUCACAAGAAAGACAGUCAUUCCAGGUCUGCCAGCCCAAGGAGAAGUCCAACACCAGAUGCUGACUGAUGUGAAUACUGAUGCUUCACUCCCAUUCCCCACCUUUGCCUCAGGGCUAAAAUUUAUUUUAUUUCCCCCAUGAUUUCAGUCCUUGUUCUACUGUAGCUUCCAAGCUCUUUUCUUUUUUUUUUUUUUUUUUUUUCUCCCCUCCAUUUCAUUGAGAGUUCCUGCAUCACUAUCAUCUCAAGAAAGCUUGUUUAUGAUUUUCUUGUCACUUUUUUUUUUUUAUUAAUUAUCAGACUCCUAAAACAUUUUAAGCUCCAUUGUUUUAUUUCAGUGUUGAGCCAAUGUCCUGUGGUCAGUGAAUUGUAGGUAAGGUGGUGAAUGAGCUGUGUUGUGAUUAGUCAGUGUAUUAUAUGAGCUGAAGUGUAUGCUGUGAUUUUGUUUGGUGUAGAAUGGUUUUUUUUUUUUUUUUUUUUUUUUUUCAUUGAAAAUGGCAAUGGUCUUUUUAAUAAAGUU
Molecule: messenger RNA, 1590 nt
Organism: Myxocyprinus asiaticus (Chinese sucker)
Lineage: Eukaryota; Metazoa; Chordata; Actinopteri; Cypriniformes; Catostomidae
Gene: srsf7a
Product: serine and arginine rich splicing factor 7a
Exons: 8
Coding region: 376-1140 (254 amino acids)
Biological process (GO): mRNA splicing, via spliceosome
Cellular component (GO): nuclear speck
Molecular function (GO): zinc ion binding; RNA binding
Source: RefSeq, a predicted model, not a curated record